CAGCACCCCUCUUAACACCGCCACUCUUAAAUUGAUUUCCAAUUGUUUUGGUAGACGUAUAGCAAGACAUUGUUUCACCAAGCAAAACAUCAUUGUUUCGUUGAAGGUGAGGCACGCACUGUUAGGAAUAAGGAGGUUAGCCAUGGAUACCACGAGAAAGGCUCGAUUGCUGGCAGUCUUGAUGAUAUUGGUGUCUCAAUAUGUCUUCGCAGACCAAGACGUCCCGUCGGUGUCGUCUCCGAACUAUCACGAACAACCCGAAUCCGAACGACCCGUAACGAGACCUGAAGUCAACCCGAACUCUCAAGUCAACGCGAAUCCUGACGUUAAUACCAACCCCGAAGUCAACCCGAACCCAAACAUCGUAGUUCCCGAAGUGCCGCCGGCACCCGAUGUCCAAACUGCCGAACCCGAACAAACACACGAUCGCGAGAAGAGCUAUCGGGACUAUCUCCAGGACUAUGUUCGCAACAACUGCCACCAAGCCCCGGAACCCAAGACCAUUCCCGGUCCGCCUGGACCGCCUGGGUACCCCGGUCCAAUGGGUCCCAGCGGGCCUGCCGGAAUGCCCGGGAAUCACGGGAAUAACGGGAUUAAUGGACUCAGUGGACGCGAUGGUUCGCCCGGUGAAAAGGGAGCUAAGGGCGAGCAGGGGUAUCCUGGGCUCUCAGGUGCACCUGGUGUACCCGGAAUGAGGGGUGAUGAGGGCCCGCGUGGAACCCCGGGGAAUGACGGGAUGAUGGGCAUGUCAGGGUCGGUAGGCAAACAUGGUAUACCUGGUCGACAUGGACCCCCUGGAGAUCAGGGCUUGCCGGGGAUUGAAGGUCCAGAGGGACCGCGUGGGUAUAAAGGCGAUCGGGGUGACCCCGGUGUCGACGGGGUCUGCAACUGCGACUCUCAACCUCAGCAACGGUACACACCCGGUUCAGGAACGUCGGCUUUCUCCGUCGCUCGGACGUCGGGCCUGACGGCGACGGACGGUCCGUUAACGGUGACGUUUCAGCAUGUCUUUGUCAACGUCCAUGAUGACUUCGAUAUCAACACCGGGAAAUUCAACUGCUCUUUACCAGGACUCUACUUCUUCACGAUAAAUGUCUACAAGUCCUCCACCGUUAACUAUCCUCUAAUCCAAAUACUACUGAACGGUGAGCACCAGGCAGCGGUGAUCGACUACGGGAGCACAGACACGGAGGAUUCGACCACGAACAGCAUCAUCCUCAGCCUCAACCAAGGCGACCUGGUAUGGCUCCAGCUCUACGAUGGGCGUGAACUCUACAGCAGCCACUACAGAUUUACCACGUUCUCCGGGUUCAGAAUCGGCUAGAGGUGUAACGUCUUAGCAAGCAAAGUGUUUACGGCGCGCGUAUAGUUUAAGGGUGGAUAUGUAGAAGCCCGCUUACAAAGAUUGUUGUCGUACGAUGUUACAGUUACCAAGUCAGCUUUUCUGCUUUCUAUACUUUUUAAAAUACCAUGUUACUUUAAAAUGUGAUUAAGAAUUCUGGAAACCAUUUCAUAAAUUGUUCAUUGUUAUGAUAACAAAUUUGCAAUAACAGUUUAAAGCGACUGAAAUAAUCCACAUUGAUUCGCUAUUAUGAUUAUAAACUUGUUAUAGAAAUUGUCUAUGAGUUAUUUUCAUAAGUCCACGUUAUGAAAGGGACCUAGAAAUUAAUCUAGUUUCAGAGUGUGGUAAAUUGCCAAUUGGUUUAAACCACAUUCGACAACCAGUUCGUCUAAUAAACACUUUGUCUACUGGCCACCUAGUCUAUUUAGCAUUUCGUCUACACUGUUUAAAAAAAUUAAACAUAGUUGUUUACUAAAUGAACUUUACUGUAGUUGUUUGAACAGUUUAAAUAAGUGUUUAAAACCUUUAAUUACAAAGUUUCAUUUGUAAUAUUUAUUCUUCAAUAAAUUAAGCAUGAAGGUAAACAACUAUGUACGAUUUAUACUAUAGGCUAUAGUAACCAGCGUUGUUUUAAAAUUU
Messenger RNA from Lytechinus variegatus (green sea urchin), 1981 nucleotides. RefSeq names its product complement C1q tumor necrosis factor-related protein 2-like. The coding region runs from base 143 to 1324 and encodes 393 amino acids. NCBI's taxonomy places the organism in Eukaryota, Metazoa, Echinodermata, Echinoidea, Temnopleuroida, Toxopneustidae. The record is from RefSeq and is a predicted model, not a curated record. Gene Ontology annotation, molecular function: protein binding. The transcript is spliced from 7 exons.